Aspergillus chevalieri is the source of this 873-nucleotide messenger RNA. Its product is annotated as WW domain-containing protein. The transcript has a single exon. Gene Ontology annotation, molecular function: protein binding. Bases 1 to 873 code for a protein of 290 amino acids. The record is from RefSeq and is a predicted model, not a curated record. NCBI's taxonomy places the organism in Eukaryota, Fungi, Ascomycota, Eurotiomycetes, Eurotiales, Aspergillaceae.
AUGACCGACCACCCUCCAAACUCUGACCGUACCGACCAGGGCGACAACAGCCCGGCUCCUGCAUCUCCGCAACACGACAAGGAACCUACAGAGAUCGCGCCAGCAGCAGAGAAAGACAGGGCACAGGAUCAAGAAAAAAAAAGUGAUGUGGAAGAUAAUACACAAGUGCAGGGGAAGCAAUCACAAGAAGCAGAAAAGGAAGAGGAGGCUGAGGAAGGAGAAACAAAAGAAGAAGAGGCUUCAGCACCCCCAUUGCCAGACGAAGGCCCCCCUCCUCUCCCCAACGAGGCACCUCCAGGGGAUGAUGAUGGCUGGGAACCCGUCUGGGACCCCAAUGCACAAGCCUUCUACUUCUACAACCGCUUCACAGGCCUUUCGCAAUGGGAGAAUCCUCGCGUCCCCGAGGCCGCCGCGUCUGCACCGGGUACCGCUGCCAACCAAGAGCAAGAGCAAGAGCAGCCCAAACAACCCGUGGUAGGCGGCUACAACCCCGCUAUCCACGGCGACUAUGACCCGACCGCCCCGUACGCGCAGCAGUACGAACAGGAACGGAACGCAGAAGUUUCCGCGACUGCGGGUGGCGUUCCCGGGAUGGCGCCGGGAUAUCCUUACGAGGCGACGGGGCAUUUCAACCGGUUCACGGGCCGGUGGCAGGCAGACUCGCUGCGGCCGGAAAAUUACAAUGACGAGAAUAAGUCGCGUCGGCAGAUGAACGCGUUCUUUGACGUUGAUGCGGCGGCGAAUAGUCACGAUGGGAGAAGUCUCCGGGCGGAGCGGAGUGCUAAGAAGCUGAGCAAGAAGGAGCUCAAGGCGUUUAAGGAUAAAAGAAGGGAAAAGAAGGAAGAGAAGCGGCGGGCUUGGUUGCGGGAUUAA